AUGAACUUCUCCAAUAAAGCAUCGCAAUUCAAUAAAGUAAAAAACAAAGAACCAAAAGAAAAGAAAAAAAAGGCAAAACGUUCCAAAGGCAAACAUGAUGGAAAAGGAGGCUUCUUCAAAAAUGUAGACCCGCAAGAGUAUUUAAAACCAGUGCAAUUCGUUAGUGGCGGUUUCCUGAAUAAUAAAAAGGAUGUACCAUCAGAAAAACAGGAAGCAAACAGUUUGAACCCCACCUUCAGUGACGAUGAUUCAGAUGACUACAGCAAGUACGACGUCUUUAAACAUUUCACCUUUGAUUUCAAUUUUGACAAAAAGAAGGAUGAAAAUGAUUCUAUAAAAAGCAAUUUAAAAAAGUAUAACCUGAAGCAACUUAAUGAAAAGGAUAAAAGCUUUUUUGAAAAAUAUGGAUUAGGGUUUAAAAUUUUAAGAAAAAUGGGCUAUGAGGAUGGCAUUGGGAACAAAAUAAAGACGAACAUUGCUCCUAUAGAACUCCAAAAAAAGCAUGUAACCUUUUUAGAAGAAAAGCCACAAGAAAAUUCGAAUGACUCCAGUUCUGAUGUUGAUCUAUACACACAGCAAAGUUAUAUUGACAUUUUUAAUGAACAAUUGUAUACCAAAAAUUUGUGGAAAAGAAAGCAUAAAUAUAGGAAGUUCUGGAACUUUAAGAAGACAAAAAAUUGGGUUAUGGCGCACUUAAAAUAUGGCGCCUAUAUUAAUCCAAAUUUCCAAUUACAACAUGAUAAUCAUGAAUCCGAUGACGAACAAGCGAGUAAUUUACUAAACGUUCAAAACAUGCUCAUUCAUCAUAUUAAAAAUAUCAUGUUCCAAUAUUGCGAUGCUGUAAAAAAGCAACAAGUAGUUGAAACUAAAUUAAGGAAUUACCAAACUUUCCGUUUCCAGAAGGAUAUUUACAAGAUGCAUCUUUUAAUUUUAAAAAAUGUCCUAACGUAUAAGUACUUGCUAAAUUUUCACACCACGCUCGCCUACCCCUCUCUCUUUAACAAUGCAACGUUUAAUGAAUACAUAUUUCGUGUUAAACGGUAUGAGCUCAAAAUAGGGGAAGAUGAUCAUGGCAGCAGUGCAGAUGAUUCUUCUGAUCAUUUUCCUGAGCGUUAUGAUGAUGGGGUUGCACACCUCAGGAGUAACGAAUACAUGUUUAACUCUCCCGAAGACAGAAGAAUCACGAAAUUGAUAAAUAUCCAACCCAAACAUUUAACUAACCCAUUAAGUGAAGAGGGCGAAGGCAAAAAGGGAGACACAACAGAUGGGGACCUCAACUCCCCUAAAUCUCUCACCUUUGAACAAAAGCUAAAUAAUGAAUUAAUAAGUAAUUAUAAGCUAUUACGUCAAAACAAAUAUUUCAAGAAUGAGCCAACAUCAGUCGAUACUUCUUCGCAUGACAUUGGAACAUACAAAAAGAUGGAUGACUUACAAAACAUAUUCGAUUUAAUAAACAUUAAAAAUAUCGAAAUUGAAAAGGGAAAGUAUCCGUUGCUCCUCAGUGACCUGUACACAUCUGUGUUUUUUAUUUACGAAAAUUCUACAUUCUUCCAUCUCAACAUCGGCGUGUCACGCUUUUUCUUGGAGUUCCUUCGCAUUUAUUUUCACAAUAACAAGGAACUAAUAAUAAAGCAGUUUCUCUCUGAUGGCAAGGACGUUGAAAAAGUAAGUACGGCAAUUGGGCGGAAUGCAAAAAAUUCCUUAAAUUCGGAAAGUCUCGAAUCCCCCCAACAGGGCCAUGCACACAGGGGAGAAACGCAAAAUGUACCGACCCCAAAGGAUGAAGUAAUUUCCCCUAGUGAAGAAUUCCCACCUGACACGAGCAGCCGAAACAAGCAACCCAUGUUUAACCAAAAUGAUAUAAAAUAUAUAAUAUGCUUAAAAAAAAUUGUUCUCAUGGGAGCAGAGCAGAACAGUAUGAUUGAAUAUCGAGAAAUUGAAAACAAAUUUGACAACAUAAUAUACUACACGUAUGUCUACCCCGCAUUGUGUACAAAUAAUUUCCCACAAAUUUACAAUCAUAUAAAACUUUUUAAGGACGCCCUCAAUGUACGAUAUUAUAAAAAUAUAUUAACGCUUUUUAUUGAAAAAAAAAUUAUGUCCAACGUGGAAAACAUUGGAAAUGGAGAAAUAGACGAACACAUUCUACAAGACACACAUAACAAACUAUCCAUUCUGUGUGAUAUUAACAAACAAUUUGACAUUGGUGCAAACUUAUCCAGGUACUACACACAUUCUAUAUAUCCGUAUUUGCAAAAAUUUGAUAUCUCAGAAAAUUAUAUAGAACUCAUCAAAUUAGCACUUAUGGAAAAUAUGUACAAGAAGGAAAUAUUCGAAACUGUUGUGAAAAGAAUAAUAUGCGAAUUAAUUGACAUAGAUUUUGUCAACGACAGUUUUGUUCCACGCCUUCGUAAAGUUCUGAUACUGCACAAGUGCGUAGACGACACAAUCGUCUUUCUCAUCUUUAAAGUGUAUUUUUUUUAUAAUUUUUCAAAGCACGUAUGUGAUUAUCUAAGACAACUUAACGCGUCAUAUGUACAAAAAAAUGAACUGAAAAAUAAUGAGCACGAAAUGGAAGCUCCCAUUGCUCCAGAGGAAGAUGCCCAAAGCGAAGAACAAAAAAAGCUAAUACUAACAAAUAAAAAAAAAGAAAUUUACGAAACCUUUAAAAAUGUGAAAGACGUUUUUGAAAAUAAUUUAAUGAAAGAAAAUUCUAUAAAAAAAAUCAUGUUCAGCAUAUUAAACGUGAUAAAAACAUACCUACUGGAAGAGAAAAUUGUUACCUUCCCCGUCGAAAUGGUGCUAGACUUUGACAAAAGUAAAAUUUUUUCAGAUGAUAAUAUAAAUUACUAUUACUUAUAUAAGGAUAUAAAAAUUCCAGUUCCCCUUUAUGCCGUUCCACAGAGAAUUCAUAAAGUAUUUGAGCUAAAUUAUAAGCUCAAUGUACGAAAAAAUCACUUCACGGAUGAAUCAAAAAGUGCCUAUGUAUUUUCUCCGAAAAAAUAUGUACACUUGAUGAACAAAAUAGAAGAUGAUGUAAAUCAAUACAGAAGAAACUCCCAACAUGACGAAAAUAUGAACGUAAAGAAUUAUAUAGAAGAAUAUUGCGUACAAAAUGAUAUCCUAUUUUUGCAAAAAAAUGAUCGUAAAAUAAACGGAAAUGUAGUCUAUUCGAUUAAUAAUUUUUCCAUAUAUAUUAGCAACAAUAUUAUCUACCUUUAUGAAAAUCACGAAUGGAAGCCAACCCUCUUACGCGACCUUUUGGCAAAACUUUAG
Molecule: messenger RNA, 3276 nt
Organism: Plasmodium knowlesi strain H
Lineage: Eukaryota; Apicomplexa; Aconoidasida; Haemosporida; Plasmodiidae
Product: conserved Plasmodium protein, unknown function
Exons: 1
Coding region: 1-3276 (1091 amino acids)
Biological process (GO): spliceosomal complex disassembly
Cellular component (GO): U2-type post-mRNA release spliceosomal complex
Source: RefSeq, a predicted model, not a curated record